Molecule: messenger RNA, 408 nt
Organism: Lottia gigantea (owl limpet)
Lineage: Eukaryota; Metazoa; Mollusca; Gastropoda; Lottiidae
Exons: 1
Coding region: 1-408 (135 amino acids)
Source: RefSeq, a predicted model, not a curated record
AUGGUUGAAGAAGAAUCGUAUGAAACUACUAGAAUGGUUGCGAAACAUACUGAAAAAGAAAAUAUAGAAAAAGUUUAUUCGCACACUAAUCCUUUUAUAAGAAAUUUUAUCAGACGAUCUAUUAAAGGAGGAAGCGUUUCGGCAAAUAGAAAAUCAUUUGAAACGAACAAAAUGGAUGAAAUUUGUAAUGUAUUAAAGGAGUUUAUUUCACUAAGUGAUACAGAAAGUAUUUCACGAAGUAUUCAAAGAAUCAACGAAACAAAAACCCGAGUAACCAUAUCUCUACCAACUGAAAUGGACACUACACCUGCACCAUCUAGAGCCACCACGCUGCCGAACCAAACCCCUAAACGAGCCCGAAGUUCACCUACUCCUAGUCCAGCAGACAUAGGAAGCUACCUGCUCUAA